CCUUUACCGGAAGGCUUAAGGCUGUAAAGGUGUCCUGGUGACAAAAGUGAACCGGUUUUGCAGGAUGAGCACUGUGACCGAAGAAGUUAAGCCAGAAGAUGGCAAACCGGAAUCUGAAAAAAAAAUAUUUUAUUGUGAAGUUUGUAAAGUUCCAUGUAUGAGUUCUAUAAGUCUUCAGUCACACUAUCGUGGUGCAAAGCAUAGAAAGAAAGAGAAAGCCCUGAGACCCAAGACUGUCUAUUGUCCUCCAGCUCCAGUCCGAACUCCGAUGAAGUAUGAAACACAGAGACCAGUGAAGAGAGGACUCACAAAGGACAUAACCUGUCUGAAGGAUUUUAUGAAUGAUCCCAAAAGAGAAGAACCUCUAGUUGUGAAGAGAGGACUCACAAAGGACAUAACCUGUCUGAAGGAUUUUAUGAAUGAUCCCAAAAGAGAAGAACCUCUAGUUGGUUUAGAACACGUGGUUGAAAUCAGAUUUGAAGGAAGAAAAGAGCCGCAUUAUGAGUGCAAGCUGUGUGGGUUUAAUACAGAGAUGGCACCUAUGAUAGAACAUCUUAGCGGAUAUAAACACAGAAGAGCAUACAUUUCUAAAGAAUUUCCAGAUAAAAUGAAGAGAAAGACAACAGAUGUAAAAGAAUGCAAAGUCUCAUUUCUCAGACGGAUAGCAGGAGAGCUGGAGAAGACUGAAGGAUUAAAAAUGUAUAAGAUUGAAGGUUACAUAAGACCAAGUACCUCACCCCCAUCAAAGAAGAAAGCAAGGUGGGAAGAUGAUUAUAAGCGUGAGAAUGAUCCUGUUCGGAAACAGAAGGCUCUAGAGUUCUUGGAGACUUUUCACAUCACCUCAGACUCAGAAGCAACACUUGUUGUUCAUAUUACACAGGAACUCACAGAAGCUUUGAAGGCCUUUUGUGAAAAAAAAGCAGCAGUUAAUUAUACUAACAGUCUGAGGCCACUGAUGUCAAUAUCUCAAGGUGAAUUUCCAGGAAGGAAAAGCAUCCCAAAACACUAUAAGCCAUAUGGAAAAUCCAAAGGAAAUUCUAACUGGAAUCAAGGUUUUUUGUCUCAGUAUGAAGAGUGUUCUGCAGAUGCUUCUUUUGCUCCUGCUAACUCAUACAGUUACCAAACAGAUGAUGGAUCAUCUUCCUAUGGACUAAGAUCUAAUGACUCUGCAAUGAUGUCUGCACUCAGGGACUCUUUUGCUCUUCAGACUGGAAGUCCUGCCGGUGGUAUCAGUGAAUGGCUGAGACUGUUCAACCGAUCUGCUUCUGGCAGUAAUUCAGCUGGUGGGGCCUCUUCCUAUGAGACAAGUCCAGUGAGUGAGUACUCAGCAGAAUAUAUGUCCAACGAUGUGCGAGGAAAUAAGCUCCCUGAUAACAGAAUCUCAUAUGGCGGGGAAAGUACAAAUUGGAGGAAUCAACAAGCAUGUUCAAAAGCGAGGAGUAUAAGUGAUCAAGGAUUACCCUAUCCCAAUUCUUCUGCCUCAUAUCCUUCAUCUGGAAGAUACUCCGCAAACUAUCCUUCGCAAAGCUAUUCCUCUUAUAAGAAUGAUGAGCCUGUGAAUACUUGUACAUCUUCUGCAAAUUCUGCUGUUUCAGGAAGAGGUGGCUCCAGGUGGCACCAGGACUCUGGGUGGAACGAGGACUCUAGGUGGAACCAGAGCUCUAGCUGGAACCAGGAGUCUAGCUGGAACAAGGACUCUAGCUGGAACCAGGAAUCUAGGUGUCGAGGAUUCAGGCAUCAGAAGUCAGGCUACAAGAGUGAUUGGGGUUCACAUCAGUACUCGUUUUCUGGCAGUGGUUCGUACAGAGAUUACCAGCAAUUCAGAAGCUCAGAUAAGAUGUUUGAUGAAGAUGCUGUUGGUCUUACUCCCAACAUUUUGAACAGACUACGGGGAAAGGAUAUACCUACAAUGACCAGGAUGCUCAAACAGUUGGCUCCAUAUUAUCCAGCACUUCAAAAACUAAAUAUUCAGACAUUAGUCAAUGUGCUAGUAGAAACUAGAGGAAAAGAUUAAGGAGCAACAACAGCUGAACUGGAAACAGAUGAACAGAUUCAAGAAUCUCCAUCUCUUGGCUUUCAGGAAAGAGACUGCAUUUAGUUCUGUGUUUGACUGGUUUUGGAAGGGGAAAGGGGGGUAGGGUUUAAUUUUUUAACAUGUGAAAUAUAGCUGGAACACAAACUUGCACAUAACGGAGGUGAACAUACUAUUUUCUUUGGGCUUUUUUAAUGUAUUUGUUAUAUCUUAGUAUAUUACAGAAAAGAUCUUCUGUUAUUUUUUAAAAAUAUGUUAAUGUUAUUCUGUCAGCAAAAAGCUAAUAGCCCUUUUAACACCCUUCCCAACUCAGAAAAAAAGAAAGGUUUGCUUUUAUCUACUUAGGAAGACUAUUCACUGAAAAUACAGGUCCGUUGCAUGAAAACACAGGUUUACUUUUCUUCACACAAA
Molecule: messenger RNA, 2443 nt
Organism: Aptenodytes forsteri (emperor penguin)
Lineage: Eukaryota; Metazoa; Chordata; Aves; Sphenisciformes; Spheniscidae
Exons: 17
Coding region: 65-2014 (649 amino acids)
Cellular component (GO): precatalytic spliceosome
Molecular function (GO): zinc ion binding; double-stranded RNA binding; single-stranded RNA binding
Source: RefSeq, a predicted model, not a curated record